Messenger RNA from Porites evermanni, 802 nucleotides. The record is from the annotation of a GenBank genome assembly. Lineage: Eukaryota; Metazoa; Cnidaria; Anthozoa; Scleractinia; Poritidae.
AUGGGUUCAGAAGAGAACGCACGUGCUUUUGAACUCUCCGCGAAAUCUGGCUUAAGACAACCAAGCCAAGGAUAUAAGUACUUGUCCAUCACUAAAACUGGGCAUAGGUCUAAGUUUAAAUGGUUAGGAGAUUUUGAAGAGCUGAAAUUGUUUGUAGACGGGUAUUUGAAAAUCACAGGAACGUGGAGCUACACGACGAACAAUGGCGGCUUUCAUACGAUGAAAGCCGAAGGUGCCGCCAUAAGCUUUUAUCCUGGGACGAAAACACUCAAUGUACAAGGGUCUAAAUCCGAAGUUAUCGGCCAGAAGCUACUACAACUUGCAAGUACAGGUAGCGAGGAACAAAGCCAUUUUGCAGCAUCAAAUAUUCAAACCAAUUUCGUAAGUGACGAUGACCACGAGCAACAAGAAGGUGUUGAAGAACAUGAGACUGACUUCGGAGGACAUUACCGAGGACUUGAAUGCUCAUACCAAAUGUUCCAAGGUGAUAGACGCCGCAAUUCGCGAGUUCAGACCCGAGGUUGGCAAACUGCAUUCGGAAUUCGCUGAACUUUCAAAUUUUUCAACAGCGAGAAGAUCUGAUGAAACCAGACUUCACGAUGAAAACAGAGACCUAAAACAGAAGUUACAAGAAUUAGAAAUGCAGUACGAUUCUCUAAAACGUGAAUCUAGAGCCAUCCAAUUUGAAAACAAAAGCUUAUUGACGGCCCUACGAUUGCUUAGUAGCGAAAUUGCAAAUGAAACCAAACACACAGCUCCCGAACUUAAUGUACAAGCUGACGGGGAAUGGACUCAAGCCUAA